GUGUGUGUGUGUGUGACGGUAGAGAAAAGGCGCAUGUGUGAUGAGUUUCUAUGUAUUUGUAGACACAGCCCACCGCUGCCGCGCUCCCCCCAUCUUGCAUGUGGACCAUCCACCGCCGGACGGAGUCGCACCAGGGUUCGUGCCACUGCGGGGAUGCAAGGAUGGAUUUCUAACAUCGUUUCUCCUUUCUGCGCUUUACCCAACUGACGUCAUCCUCAAUGUCUCUCACAAUUUUGAACUAACAAAAUGAGGAUUUCUUGUAAUCAGCUUUUACUGCUAUUCUCUUGCGUUUGGGGACUCACUAUGGGUGCUUUUCCGAGCAGCGUUCAAAUCGGCGGGUUGUUCAUCAGGAACACAGAUCAGGAGUACACUGCCUUUCGGUUGGCUAUUUUUCUUCACAACACAAGCCCUAAUGCAUCUGAAGCACCCUUCAACCUGGUACCCCAUGUGGACAACAUUGAGACGGCCAACAGCUUCGCCGUGACCAAUGCUUUUUGUUCGCAGUACUCGCGAGGCGUGUUCGCCAUCUUCGGCCUGUACGACAAGCGGUCGGUUCACACGCUAACGUCCUUCUGCGGCGCCCUGCACAUCUCGCUCAUCACUCCCAGUUUCCCCACCGAAGGCGAGAGCCAGUUCGUCCUACAGCUGCGACCCUCCAUACGAGGGGCUCUUCUCAGCCUACUAGACCACUACGACUGGAACAGAUUCGUCUUCCUUUACGAUACUGACCGAGGAUAUGCGAUACUGCAGGCCAUCAUGGAGAAGGCGGGGCAGAACGGUUGGCAGGUCAGCGCCAUAUGCGUCGAGAACUUCAAUGACGCCAAUUACCGCCAGCUUCUCGAAGAUCUGGACCGCAGACAGGAAAAGACGUUCGUGAUCGACCUGGAGGCCGAGAGACUUAGUAACAUGCUGGAGCAGAUUGUGAGCGUUGGCAAGCACGUGAAGGGCUACCAUUACAUCAUGGCAAAUUUGGGUUUUAAGGACAUCAAUCUAGAGCGUUUCAUGCAUGGGGGUGCCAAUGUGACUGGCUUUCAGCUGGUGGACUUCAGCAAUCCCAUGGUUAUUAAGCUUAUGCAGCGCUGGAACAAGCUGGACCAGCGAGAAUACCCCGGCUCUGACAUGCCUCCCAAGUACACCUCUGCCCUGACGUACGAUGGCGUAAUGGUGAUGGCAGAAGCCUUCCGGAACCUCCGCAGGCAGAAGGUGGACAUCUCCCGCAGGGGCAACGCCGGAGACUGCCUGGCCAACCCCGCGGCACCCUGGAACCAGGGCAUCGACAUGGAGCGCACGCUUAAACAGGUGCGCCUCCAGGGAUUAACAGGAAAUGUUCAAUUCGACCACUACGGCCGCCGGGUCAACUACACUAUGGAUGUUUUCGAAUUAAAAAGCAACGGGCCUAGAAGGAUCGGCUAUUGGAACGAUGCUGAUAAGCUGGUUCUGACCCAGGAUCAAGCCUUGCUUCCCAAUGAAACUUCUGGCAUGGAGAACAGAACCGUUAUCGUGACGACUAUUAUGGAAGGGCCGUACGUGAUGCUCAAGAAGAACUGGGAAAUGUUCGAGGGAAAUGAACAGUUUGAGGGAUACUGCGUGGACCUGGCAUCCGAAAUCGCCAAACAUAUCGGCAUCAAAUACAAGAUCUCCAUCGUGCCAGAUGGAAAGUACGGCGCUCGGGACGCAGAGACAAAGAUCUGGAACGGGAUGGUUGGGGAGCUGGUGUACGGGAAAGCGGAAAUCGCUGUGGCCCCAUUGACUAUAACUCUGGUCCGGGAGGAGGUCAUUGACUUUUCUAAGCCCUUCAUGAGCUUGGGCAUCUCUAUCAUGAUCAAGAAACCUCAAAAGUCCAAGCCAGGUGUCUUCUCCUUCCUGGACCCGCUGGCCUACGAGAUUUGGAUGUGCAUUGUGUUCGCCUACAUCGGCGUGAGCGUGGUGCUCUUCCUAGUCAGCCGCUUCAGCCCGUACGAGUGGCACACCGAAGAGCCCGAGGAGGGCACUGACGGUCCGCCUAGCGACCAGCCCCCCAACGAGUUUGGGAUCUUUAACAGUCUCUGGUUUUCCCUUGGAGCCUUCAUGCAGCAGGGCUGUGACAUUUCACCCAGGUCUCUUUCUGGACGCAUCGUAGGUGGAGUGUGGUGGUUUUUCACCCUGAUCAUCAUCUCCUCCUACACAGCCAACCUGGCUGCUUUCCUCACUGUGGAGAGGAUGGUGUCACCCAUCGAGAGCGCAGAGGAUCUUGCCAAGCAGACAGACAUAGCGUAUGGUACUCUAGACUCGGGCUCCACCAAAGAGUUCUUCAGGAGGUCAAAGAUCGCCGUCUACGAGAAAAUGUGGAGCUACAUGAAGUCAGCAGAGCCCACGGUGUUCACCAAAACCACGGCGGAGGGCGUGGCACGGGUGCGAAAGUCCAAAGGGAAGUACGCCUUCCUGCUGGAGUCCACCAUGAACGAGUACACGGAACAGCGCAAACCCUGCGACACCAUGAAAGUCGGAGGCAACCUGGACUCCAAAGGCUACGGGGUGGCCACGCCCAAGGGCUCACAGUUAAGAACCCCAGUAAACCUUGCCGUUUUGAAACUGAGUGAAUCAGGCAUCUUAGACAAGCUGAAAAACAAAUGGUGGUACGAUAAGGGCGAGUGUGGACCCAAGGACUCGGGAAGUAAGGACAAGAGCUCGCAGGCUCUAAGCCUCAGUAAUGUGGCUGGGGUCUUCUACAUUCUGGUCGGUGGCCUGGGCCUGGCCAUGCUGGUGGCCCUCAUCGAGUUCUGCUACAAGUCCCGAAACGAGGCCAAGAGAAUGAAGCUCACCUUCACCGAAGCCAUGCGGAAUAAGGCGCGCCUGUCUAUUACAGGGAGCGUGGGUGAGAAUGGGCGUGUCCUGACACCCGACUGCCCGAAGGCGGUCCAUUCUGGCCCCUCCCUGCGACAGACCUCCGGACUGGCUCUGGUGUCGUCUGACUUACCGUGAAAACCAAAAACGUUCAAGUGCCUUAAACACCACGAAAACCGCAAACAUCAGAAAAAACCAACCCUGCAGCAAUGACGCCACCACGCUGAGCAAUCGUGAAGGAAAAUCACCGAUUCGAAAGAUGGAACGGAAACGAGGGCAGCUUCGCACAUUGGAGUCCCUGGGGUGCCACCACAAGAUAUGAUAUAUAGAGGAUGGUUACCACAGACAGUGAGACUUCUGUGUUUUUUUGUAAUUUACUCUCUGCCUUUGUGGAUGAAGCAGAUGAACGGGAAGACGGGAAUCAUGACUGAACUGAAUCUUGUUGAACGUUUUGGCAAAUCUGCUUGUUCUCUGCCAUAAACCUUGAAACAUUGGUUAAAAUAAACCGUCUAUAGUUAAAAUGGGCAUUUAUUUGUCCAGGUACAGUAUUAACAACAACGUAAAGCUUAAACUGUGAAGAAGAGUUAAUAUAUAUUCUAUAAAAUCGUACCUAAAUAAAUUAUUUACAUCAUUUUGUAAAUAGGAGACUGUACAACUCGCUUGCUUUUUAAAGAUUUGUAAAUAGCCAAUUCUGUAGUGUUAUUCACUUUUUAAUCCAUCUUUAGAAAAGGAUUCAUCGCAAUAAUGCUUAGACAAAAAAUGAAAACACAAAAAUGAUUUGAUAUAUAUGUAGAUGUAUACCUCUUUGGACUUAAUAACAUGGGCAUGUUAUCAGUGCCAGUGACCUAUGCGCUCAUGAUUUUCGGGAAUGUGGCGCACACCCUAGUGCCCAUAUCCAAGCCAUGCCCUGCAUAUAAUCACUGUGCAGUUGUAGACCAUGGUACCCUCUAGACUGUUUUAUUUUUAUUUCCACACAAACAGAUUUUAUUUUCGAUUUAUGUGAUGGAUUAUUAAGAAAAUAUUGAAGAAUAGCAUAUUUAAAAAAUAUUUAAAUGUUUGUCCAUUCAUUUUAGAGCAGACGCGUCUGGAAUAAAUGAAAUGAAAUAAAUUCAAGAGAGCUUUCAUCACAGCGCUUUCUUUCGACUUAACUGUGCAAACAACAAAAGAAAAACGAAGAAAAAAAGUGUACAGAAAUGAACACGGACCACCUCUGAAGACACUGUUUGUAUUGUGAGAGCCAUGGUCAGAGCUCAGCUCAGGCCUUUUAUGAAAACACUGUGUAACCUCAUCCAGGCCUUUAGUUUGUUCUCCAGAAACUGUAGCAAUGGAGCGAACUCCAGUCACCGAAUCUGUCCACACGGGCCUUUACUGGACGGCUAGACGUAAAUAAAUGGACAAUCUCGAAGUAUCAGGACACCAUAAUGGACUACUGAUCAGUCUCUCUCUCUGUUUACUGCCCAAUUCUGUUCAACUCACAUUUCACCUGAUAAAGUGCAAUUUUAUGGUCUCUCUUUCCUUGUUUUGAUGAAUACACAGAGUUUCACUAACUCUUACAAUCUGUAUCUCUCUCUCUCUCUUGUUCUUUCUCUAAAAAUACAAAAUCAUUCAUAGAGAUACACAAUGACCCCUACGCAUUAAAGAUCAGUCAGAGUGGCAUUAGUUUUUUCAGAGUCUCUAAUGCUGUGAUUAAAGUGGUGUCCUAAAUGGGUUGAUAUGAUAAAAUUGUAAAUAUUUAUUUUGAUCUUCAUUUUUUAGUAAAAUGUUAAUGGCCACAAUACUGCUCUCGUGUGUCU
Misgurnus anguillicaudatus (oriental weatherfish) is the source of this 4616-nucleotide messenger RNA. It is a transcript of the gene gria4b, whose product is annotated as glutamate receptor, ionotropic, AMPA 4b. Gene Ontology annotation, biological process: monoatomic ion transport. The record is from RefSeq and is a predicted model, not a curated record. NCBI's taxonomy places the organism in Eukaryota, Metazoa, Chordata, Actinopteri, Cypriniformes, Cobitidae. Gene Ontology annotation, molecular function: signaling receptor activity; ligand-gated monoatomic ion channel activity. Gene Ontology annotation, cellular component: membrane.